AUGUAUUUUGUUCUAGUUGAAUCAAUUUUAGAUGGAAAAUUCACUGAUCCUCCGCCAUUAGACUUAAUGACAGCGUUCGAAGUUUCUAAUUGUUUAACGCCAUUGUUGUUUGUACUAUCACCGGGAGCUGAUCCAACCGCAAUGAUACUUAAAUUUUCAGAAAAAAUGGGGUUCGGCAAUCGUUUAACAACAUUGUCACUUGGUCAAGGACAAGGUCCUAUAGCAACUAGACUCAUAAAUGAUGCGUCUAGAAUGGGAAACUGGGUACUGUUACAAAACUGUCAUUUGGCAAAGAGUUGGAUGCUCAAGCUAGAAGGGAUAUGUGAAAAUUUUUCAUUAGAGCAUACACACCCAGAAUUUCGACUGUGGCUAACAUCAUAUCCAGUAGAUUACUUUCCGGUCGUGAUUUUACAAAACAGUGUAAAAAUUACCAAUGAACCUCCUAAAGGCCUUAGAGCAAAUAUGUACAGAUCAUUUUCAACUGAUCCAAUUGUUAAUGAAGAAUUUUUCUAUGGAUGUAAACAAGGAGAUAAGUUUAAGAAGCUAGUAUUUGGUUUAUGUUUCUUUCAUGCACUUGUCCAGGAGCGACGUCAUUUUGGAUCUAUUGGCUGGAAUAGGCCUUACGAAUUCAAUGAAACUGAUCUUAGAAUAAGUGUCUUACAGCUUCAAAAUUUCUUAAAUGAAUACUCUAAUGUUCAAUAUGAUGCGUUACGUUACUUAACUGGAGAAUGCAACUAUGGUGGUCGCGUUACAGAUGAUUGGGAUCGUCGAUGUUUGACUACUUUUCUAAAUAAAUUUUACUCAAAGUCAAUUGUUAAGUACAAAAAUUAUAGAUUUGAUAAAUCUGGAAUUUAUUAUUGCCCAAAUUUAGAAAAAUAUGAAGAGUUUAUAGAAUAUAUAUUAGGAUUACCUUUAAUCACACAUCCAUCUAUAUUUGGUAUGAAUGAGAAUGCUGAUUUAAUAAAAGACCAACAGGAGAGCAAUUCACUCUUAACCUCAUUACUUAGUACUCAAGAUUUAGAAAGCUCCAGUGGUGGAAAAAUUAUUUCUCCAGAACAGCUUGUUGCAAUGUUUGCAGAUGAUACUCUUAAGAGAAUACCACCUCCAUUUGAUACAGUUAUUGCUUUAGAAAAGUUCCCAACAACCUAUAAUCAAUCAUUAAAUACUAAAUGGUACAUGCAUGGUGCUCCAAAUGUAUUUUGGUUGUCGGGAUUUUAUUUUACACAAGCUUUUUUAACAGGAGCACAGCAAAAUUUUGCUCGAAAAUAUAAAAUUCCAAUUGAUAUUUUGACAUUUGAUUACAAAGUAUAA
Messenger RNA from Daktulosphaira vitifoliae (grape phylloxera), 1311 nucleotides. RefSeq names its product dynein axonemal heavy chain 7-like. Gene Ontology annotation, molecular function: dynein intermediate chain binding; dynein light intermediate chain binding; minus-end-directed microtubule motor activity. The transcript is spliced from 7 exons. Bases 1 to 1311 code for a protein of 436 amino acids. Gene Ontology annotation, cellular component: dynein complex. NCBI's taxonomy places the organism in Eukaryota, Metazoa, Arthropoda, Insecta, Hemiptera, Phylloxeridae. The record is from RefSeq and is a predicted model, not a curated record. Gene Ontology annotation, biological process: microtubule-based movement.